AUGGACGGGAUGCACCGAGACACGAUCGGGGAAGGGAUCGCGUCAUACAGCGAGUUUUUGCUGACACUGGAGGAGGUCAGGGAAGCGAGGAUUGAGAUGCUGGGUGUGUCGACCCUCUUCAACUUCAAGGCGUCAAAUAGCCACAAGGGCAGCAGAAACACUUUCUCUGUCCUGCUCAGCCUUAAGCAACCAGGAAGUAAGGGCACCUCGAGCUGGAGGGUGUCAGAAGAUGCCCGUGACCCUCGCAGUACUCGCCCGCUCAACGCGCAGAGAUUCGAGCGACUCGUCUUCAUGCUUUCAGUUCACAAUCAUACGAGGUUGAUCGUCCUCCUAGCUCGCUGUCCCCGUCCCAGAUGGUGGAACCAAGAGGAGGUGUUGAAGAUGAAAUUUUGCCUGGCCGCGAUGAAGAAACAUUCGGACUCGGUCAAGCUCAUGGAUGAGUCCGAAAACUAUCAGGAUGUUCUUGGCGAGUGGAUGGAGGAGGUAGACGAGAUAGGAGGAACAAAGGAGGAGGCCUGCUGUCUACUCCAGGCAUCGAUACGAAGAUUGAGGACGAGGAGACUCGUUCAAGGCGAGGAACAUGGGCGACCAAGUACAGCAGAUGAAGAUGUUAGAAACACGCUGAUGAUGAUGGAGGAAGUCACGGUGGGCGCAGGAGAUUUUCAUGCUCUCUCACUGUCUUCAUCGCGCGUUGUCUCAACCAAAUCAUGGUGCUCUUUGUGUCGCCAUUCUCCAUACCUCUACCUCUACCUCUACCUCUACCUCUACCUCUACCUCUACCUCUACCUCUACCUCUACCUCUACCUCUACCUCUACCUCUACCUCUACCUCUACCUCUACCUCUACCUCUACCUCUACCUCUACCUCUACCUCUACCUCUACCUCUACCUCUACCUCUACCUCUACCUCUACCUUUACCUCUACCUCUACCUCUGCCUCUGCCCCUUCCUUCUCACCUCCUUACUCUCUUUUACCCACAUUGUCAUGAGCAUAUCUUUUCCCCUUUCCGCCUGUCUGAGCAUUCAGCUGAAGGUGACGAGGACGCGCUCUGCUUGCAAGUCAGUCGCCGUCUCCUCGAGCAGGUCUAGUGGAGAAGGAGCGGAGGAAGGGCAUGAAGAAGAUGCAGGGAUGCCAGGCAAGCCAAUGGAAGAUCUUAACGACCUGGUCAAGGCUCUAGCGAUGGAGUGUCUCAAGCUAGGAGAGGAGGAAAGCUUCACUCUCUUCGACUUCGACGAGGACGAGGCCAUCGACCUCCUCGACUUCCACCAGGGCGUCGACUGUCUCGCCACGUCCCUCCCUCUGGAUCGCGUUGCUGAUCUCUUCGGCAUAUUGGAGGGAGGAGGCGGGGGGAGGAUGACAAGGGAGCAAUGGGCUCUCGCCCUCGCGCGCUGGGGGUAG
Messenger RNA from Guillardia theta CCMP2712, 1398 nucleotides. RefSeq lists its product as hypothetical. NCBI's taxonomy places the organism in Eukaryota, Cryptophyceae, Pyrenomonadales, Geminigeraceae. The record is from RefSeq and is a predicted model, not a curated record. Bases 1 to 1398 code for a protein of 465 amino acids. The transcript has 11 exons.